Lotus japonicus is the source of this 573-nucleotide messenger RNA. RefSeq lists its product as uncharacterized. The record is from RefSeq and is a predicted model, not a curated record. Lineage: Eukaryota; Viridiplantae; Streptophyta; Magnoliopsida; Fabales; Fabaceae. The coding region runs from base 1 to 573 and encodes 190 amino acids. The transcript has a single exon.
AUGACUUCCAAGAUCUCAUUUCUAAACUCUCUCAAAGAGAGAAACAAGACUAAAGAAAACACCGACGAACUAGCCAUAGUGAAAGCAGCUGCAUGGGCAUGGUACCAACACGGUUCAGGCUCUGAAGGAAACGUGAUCAAGAGUACUGAGUUUCAUUCUUCAAAGACUCGCCAUCCACCAAGACCUUCUCGUUACAAGUUAGAAGCAGUGAGAUUAAUGGCCAAUAAGGAAGUGAAAAAAGGAUCAAUGUCCCGGCCCCCCAAGGAAAAAUCUCUUCUUGAUGCAUAUGAAGUUCAAAGCAUCACAAGGAAACUCAAUAGCCUUAUAAUAGAGUCUAGCCAUAACAAGCAUGUCAAUAGUGCUUCCAACAACUCUAGUGUGGAUAUUGGCGGGAGAAAGAUGGAGAAGAAGAAAGUGAAGAAGGAGAAGAUGAGAAAAGGGUCCUGGCUGAGGCAUGGUGUUGUCUGUGGGAGAGAGGAAGAUGUGGUUGAUCCCAUUGCUUUAAGAGAUGGUCAUCAUCGGCAAUCAGUUAACCUGGUCAAGUUACCAACUGCCCGUGGUACUAAUUUGUGA